Molecule: messenger RNA, 1443 nt
Organism: Loa loa (African eye worm)
Lineage: Eukaryota; Metazoa; Nematoda; Chromadorea; Rhabditida; Onchocercidae
Product: PSP family protein
Exons: 13
Coding region: 1-1443 (480 amino acids)
Cellular component (GO): catalytic step 2 spliceosome
Molecular function (GO): RNA binding
Source: RefSeq, a predicted model, not a curated record
AUGGAUGUUCGUGACGAACGUGAACCAGGUGAAUGUUCACGUACGCCAUCACCGAGAUCAGAGGUUACCCGUGUAGGCAUCAAAAGAACGCCCAAAAGGAAGACGCAUAGGUAUGAAAAUGCAAAAUUUCGAAAGGAUGAAUCCGUGAUUGAGCUAGUGGAUUUGGUGGAAGUGGACCAUGAUGAAGAUAUCGAAGUACUGCAGGUGUCUGAUGAGGGCGAAGAUAGCGACGUUGGUGAAUUAUUCGUUCUGGAUACUGAAGGGGCGGAAAUUAUUGAGGUGGAAGAAGUGAAAAAAAACCUUGUUGUGUCCCCAACAUCAGAACAUGGUUUGAAAAAGGAGGAGCGUUACGUUACACAAAAAACUUCGAGGACAAAAGGAAAGGACGACGUUUUCGAUGUGACCAAAAUUUUAACGAAUGAUGCCAUACUUCCAUCGCCAUCAGAAGAGAAAAAAGAAAGCACGUUCAAAAUAAGUUGCUUCAACUGUGGUGGUGAGCAUACCCUGCAACAAUGUGAUAUUCCUUUAAAUCAGCGGAGGAUCUCUGCCAAUCGUGCUGCUCAUUAUAGUAAUAAACGUUCAAUACAGGAACGUUAUACUACAGCAGGUGAUACUGAAUCACCAGGCACGUCUAAUAUGAGGCCUGGGGAAAUCAGUGAUACACUGCGUGAAGCUUUGGGUAUAGGUCCGAAUGACAUUCCAGAAUGGAUUUAUCGAAUGCGUCGAAGAGGCUUCAUUGAUGGCUAUCCACCAGGAUAUUUGGCGGAGGCCCUUGAUCAAAGUUCUGGUGAGGACUCAUUGUUGGAAUUUCACACCGAUGAUAAGACAUUGGGAACUCCAGUUAUUAUGCGAGAAAAAGAUAAGAAACGGAAACGACUUACGGUUUCUGCCGAUAAAGUGAUUGCCUAUCCCGGUUUUAACUACUAUAAACGAUGUCUUAGAGAUCGCGAACGUUUUCGAGUACCUAGAUUUGAUGAAUACGUCCGGUAUCUUCAAGAAUAUGCCAAGGAAAGACAUGCGCAGCAAUUGCUUGACGAUAGCUAUGAAAGAAAUAGGAAACGAGGACAUUAUAAGAAUGAGCACAAAAAUGAUCGUAAACGAUCAAGAAAUGACUCGGAUGAUAGCGUUGUUUUGCUUAGUGAUGAACUAGACGAAAGUGUGGAAAUGUCUACGCGAUCAUUAGAGGAGACUGUGUUAGAACAAAAUAUGGAACAUAAUACAUCGAUUGCUGAUCAUGAGACUUCGACAUCUUAUGUGGAAUUUGGAUCGCCAUCAGUUGGUAGCAGCGGUGGUAAAACUUCGUUUGGAACGCCCGUAGCUUGUCGUUUGGAACAUGAUAAAAAAAAGCCAAGUUUGGAGAAAUUCCGGGAUGGCGUUGUACCGUUUGAAGCUGUCGAAGAAAGUACCGGGAAUCGCGUUGCUAUUUAUCGAAAAAUGAAUUGA